AUUCAAGUUUUAAGUUUGUAUUUAAAUUCUACGUUUUAGUAUUUUAUUAUUUUAAUGUUUUAAAAGUAUUUGCUUUAUUGUCAUUCACUUUUCGAUAAAUUACCGAAGUUUUCAAUUUGGCAUUUAAUAAAUUGAAAUACGAAACUGAUUCAAAAAGUACGGUAACGAGAGCUCUCACGAGUGUCAUUUUCCUCCUCUUGUUCGAAUUUUCCCUUAGAGCAGCAGCGGAAGACCACAGCUUUAUCGCACAUGCGUUAUAUGGCGCAAAUGUUGCGUCAGACUCUCGCAAUGCCAUUUUGAAGAUGGAUGCGUUCACGGAAUCGUGGUCAAACAUGAAAGUGCGUAGUGUAAUUCGGUUUCUGUGUAUGAAGGGUAAUUUACCAGUAGAAAUUCAUCGUCAACUUGUUGAAGUGUACAAUGGUAAUGUCAUGUUACGAAAACAUGUGUGGGUUUAUUGCACUGAGUUCGAUAAAAGCAGGACAGAUGUGCAAACUGAGCAAAGAUCUGGUAGGCCGAACACGUCCUUCACAGAUGACAACCUGUUCCGUAUUGGAGGUCUGAUUCAGGACGAUCGUCGCAUUCGUAUUCGCGAUACUGCUGAAGAACUCAACAUCUCCGUGGGUAGUGUGCACAAAAUCGUGCACGAGCGACUCAACUACGAAAGACGUGCUCACGCUGGUGCCACGGCAACUGACAGAAAUUCACAAGAUUUCCAGGAUGGGAUUGUCUCUCAUGCACUUGCAACGGUUUCAUGAGGAAAGACUUCCGUUUUUGCAGCGUAUCCUUACAGGGGAUGAAACGUGGGUG
Molecule: messenger RNA, 807 nt
Organism: Centruroides sculpturatus (bark scorpion)
Lineage: Eukaryota; Metazoa; Arthropoda; Arachnida; Scorpiones; Buthidae
Exons: 1
Coding region: 303-755 (150 amino acids)
Source: RefSeq, a predicted model, not a curated record